AUGGGCCAGGAUUAUUACUCCGUGCUCCAGAUCACUCGCAACUCGGAGGAUGCCCAGAUCAAGAAGGCGUACCGGAAGCUGGCCCUGAAGAACCACCCGCUCAAGUCCAGUGAGCCGGCUGCGGUGGAAACCUUCAGGCAGAUAGCCGAGGCCUACGACGUGCUGAGCGACCCUGUGAAGAGAGGCAUCUAUGACAAGUUUGGAGAGGAGGGCCUGAAGGGCGGUGUCCCGUUGGAGUUUGGAUCCCAGACACCGUGGACAACGGGCUACGUCUUCCAUGGCAACCCUGGCAAGGUUUUCCACGAGUUCUUCGGUGGAGACAAUCCCUUCAGUGAGUUUUUUGAUGCAGAAGGAAAUGAGGUGGAUUUGAACUUCGGGGGGCUCCGGGGCCGAGGGGUCAAGAAGCAGGAUCCCCCCAUUGAGCGAGACCUGUAUCUAUCCCUGGAGGACUUAUUCUUUGGCUGCACCAAAAAAAUUAAGAUCUCCCGGAGGGUGCUGAACGAGGACAGGUACUCUUCCACCAUCAAGGACAAGAUCCUGAUGAUCGACGUGAAGCCUGGCUGGAGGCAGGGCACACGCAUCACGUUUGAGAAGGAAGGGGACCAGGGCCCCAACGUCAUCCCAGCGGACAUCGUCUUCUUCGUGAAGGAGAAGCUACACCCUCGCUUCCGCAGGGAGAACGACAACCUCAUAUUUGUGAACCCCAUCCCUUUGGGCAAGGCCCUCACCUGCUGCACGGUGGAGGUGAAGACCCUAGACGACCGGCUGCUCAACAUCCCUAUCAACGACAUCGUCCACCCCAAGUACUUUAAGAAGGUGCCGGGCGAGGGCAUGCCCCUGCCAGAGAACCCGGAUGAGAGGGGCGACCUCUUCAUCUUCUUCGACAUCCAGUUCCCCACCCGCCUCACACCGCAGAAGAAGCGGAUGCUGCGCCAGGCACUGCUGACCUAG
This is a messenger RNA of Lepus europaeus (European hare), 951 nucleotides long. It is a transcript of the gene DNAJB13, whose product is annotated as DnaJ heat shock protein family (Hsp40) member B13. Gene Ontology annotation, cellular component: cytosol. The record is from RefSeq and is a predicted model, not a curated record. The transcript is spliced from 8 exons. Gene Ontology annotation, molecular function: protein-folding chaperone binding. Lineage: Eukaryota; Metazoa; Chordata; Mammalia; Lagomorpha; Leporidae. The coding region runs from base 1 to 951 and encodes 316 amino acids.